Molecule: messenger RNA, 1425 nt
Organism: Akanthomyces muscarius
Lineage: Eukaryota; Fungi; Ascomycota; Sordariomycetes; Hypocreales; Cordycipitaceae
Exons: 5
Coding region: 1-1425 (474 amino acids)
Source: RefSeq, a predicted model, not a curated record
AUGAUAGGAACGUCGCUAUGGGAUUAUAUCUUCAUUCGGACGUGCAUAUUCUUCUUGCACCUUAUCGCGCCGGUCAGCGUUAUUUAUACUCUGGUUAACCUGCUGGUUGGUCUACCCUUCCAAGUUCCUUUAGCUCUUCAAGUGUGGCUCGCGUUCGAGGCUAGCUUUUAUCUCGCCAUCUACCUACCGUACAAUGAAUACCUACAGAAAGCUGCCAGGCACCCCGAGCCCCUUUGUCGUGAGGAUCGCAGGAGGCUUUUCAAGCGCUGUCACGAAACGAUCCCUGAUCCGGUACAAUACCUGAGAAAAUGGUUUCGAGGUGCGGCAGAGGCAGAGAUUAAGCGAGAGAACGUGAAGGAUUUCUUCCGUUGGGCCUUUUUAAACACGGGCAAGGUUGAAACAGCAGACGAAGAGGAGCUGGAAGAGUAUGUUGGAGAAAUGGAGACGCUGUUGGGGAGAAACUUGGAACCUGGUCGAGGCACGGCGGAGUGCCUCAGGCUGACUCUCAGCAAGGUUGAGAUGCUGCAUCGAAGCCUGACGUGGUAUUCAUGUGUCUUCAUCGUCGAUCUUUUGACGUCCAUAUACUUGCGAUACCACUCAUUUACCUUCUACCGCUCCUCAGUUCUGCGGUCUCUAGCUAUCUUCCCCGCACGCCCUCACAAUAUCUUUACCAGCUAUUGCUCUCCGGCAGAAUCUCUCACAUACUGGCACCGGCCGCAUACGUCCAAGACUAGACUGCCCGUCUUAUUCAUUCAUGGCAUUGGCGUCGGACUCUACCCAUAUAUAGAUUUCCUGGCAGAGAUCAUGUCUGUGAGUUCGAGAAUAACGGCAGAGGCAAUGUCAAAAGACAAAAUAUGCAACGAGGUCUAUCACAUAUUGGAGGCACACGGGUGGGACAAAUGCGUCCUGGUGUCACAUUCCUAUGGGAGUGUUGUUGCGACGCAUCUCCUCCGCAGCAUUGAACUCACACAAAAAUUCGGACCGGUUCUGUUUGUUGAUCCUGUGUCUUUUCUCCUUCAUCUCCCCGAUGUGGCAUACAACUUUAUCUGUCGUAAACCACGGCAGGCCAAUGAAUAUCUUCUCUCUUACUUUGGCUCCAAGGAUAUGGGGAUCUCUCACACAUUGUUCAGGCGCUUUUUCUGGGCUGACAACGUCUUAUGGAAAGAAGACAUUAGCAAGCAUCGUGUCUCUGUUGUCUUGGCUGGCAGAGACAUAGUAAUCGACACAAAAGUUAUUCGAGCGUAUCUAACGGGCUCGGAAGAUGCAGCUAUAGAGACAUCGGUUUGGGAAGACGAAGGGUGGAGGAGUGACAGGCUAGACGUUCAAUGGUUCCCAAAUUUGGACCACGGACAGAUUUUUGACGACAAGACAGCUAGGAGUCGGCUGCUUCAAAUUGUGUGCAGAUUCUGCGAGCCGCGCUUCUAA